Molecule: messenger RNA, 645 nt
Organism: Olea europaea var. sylvestris
Lineage: Eukaryota; Viridiplantae; Streptophyta; Magnoliopsida; Lamiales; Oleaceae
Product: probable glycosyltransferase At5g25310
Exons: 5
Coding region: 1-645 (214 amino acids)
Molecular function (GO): glycosyltransferase activity
Source: RefSeq, a predicted model, not a curated record
AUGAAUGUUGAAAAGUUCACAGAAUUACUCACAAUAUAUUUGGAAUACUGCACCAUUGGUUCCUACCUAAUUGUUUCAGUAACAACAUGGUCCAAGUGCAGGAGUUAUCUGGAAAUGGAAAGAAGAUUCAAGGUUUAUGUUUAUGAAGAAGGCGAGUCACCAUUAGUACAUGAUGGGCCGUGCAAAGACAUAUACACAAGUGAAGGAAGGUUCAUACACGAGAUGGAACAGGGUAACAAUGGGUUCAGGACAAGAAAUCCAGAAGGUGCUCAUGUUUACUUCUUGCCCUUUAGUGUUACAUUGAUGGUCAAGUACCUCUACCACCCCAACACGUACAAUGUCAUCCCACUCAAAGAGUUCGUGUCUGAUUACGUGAGAAUCAUCUCCAGGAAACACCCAUUUUGGAAUAAAACUCAAGGAGCAGAUCAUUUCAUGAUUUCGUGCCAUGAUUGGUUUCGGUACAUAUUCUAUACUCAAGGCUUUUUCCAUGAUGAAAUCCAUCUUAAUGAUAGGUUGGUACGAGGUUGCAAUAAAAAAUUAGUUGAGGAUAAAACCAAUAACAUGGAUCAGUUGGGGACAAUGUUGCAAAAUACUCUUGCAAAGCAACUCCAAGUAAUUCAUGCUAAUUUUAGAUAUCUCUUCUAG